Molecule: messenger RNA, 1103 nt
Organism: Cydia splendana
Lineage: Eukaryota; Metazoa; Arthropoda; Insecta; Lepidoptera; Tortricidae
Product: pancreatic lipase-related protein 2-like
Exons: 3
Coding region: 11-1093 (360 amino acids)
Biological process (GO): lipid catabolic process
Molecular function (GO): lipase activity
Source: RefSeq, a predicted model, not a curated record
AGUUGCUAAAAUGGUGAAAGUGUUGUUUUGUGUGUUUUUAUUUGUUAUUGUGCGAGCGGUGGACUAUUCUAAAGCAGGAGAAGGAUAUUCUGUAGGAUUUAUUUCCGAUUGCCCAGGCUCCUGGAAACCAGCAGCCAUAAAACCCAAGUCUUUAAAAAAGUUGUACCUCUCAGUCCUGGGUCCCGGCAACGUGCUCCAAGCCAAGUGGACCCCAUACAACUACUACCAAAUGCAGCAGUUAGCCAAACAUCCCGAGAUAGACUUUGGGAAGAAAACUUUCCUUUACGUCGGCGGAUACCUUGACGGGACGGGGUUGCCUGUUGGAAGGACUUUGGGCCAGGUGUAUAAGGAGUUGGGAUAUAAUGUUCUGCUUUUGGACUAUUUGGAGUUUACUGCGAGGGAUUUUCCUGUUGCGGUUCGUCUCACUAGGCCAGUGGGAAAUCACGUCGCCGAAAUGCUGGCCAACCUAACAACACUCGGCAUGGACCCGAAAAACCUGGAGCUGGUCGGUUUAAGCCUGGGCGGACAGACCAUGAGUUACAUAGCCAAGAACUACCGUCAGAUCACCGGGAAAAACAUCUCCUCGCUCACUGGCCUUGACCCAACCGGCCCCUGUUAUAGGCACCUUGGCCCGGACCAGAGAUUAGACCCCUCCGAUGCUGACUUUGUGAAAGUAGUAGCCACAAAUAUAGACGGCUAUGGCAUAGCAACUCCAGUCGGACAUGUCACGUUCUACGUCAACGGGGGAGAGUACCAACCUGGGGACAUCUGGUGGCUCCCAUGCGACGUCAUAUGCAGUCAUAUCCGGUCAUAUUUCCUCUGGCUUUCAGCGUUAUUGAACCCUGGAAUUUUCAUCGGAAUGCAAUGCGAUUCAAUACAGCAGGCUAGAGAAAAUAACUGCUAUGAUAGAAAACCAAUGGUAACGAAUACGAUGGAUUUAUUCACGGAUAGGAGCAAACCGGGAAUUUAUUAUGUGACGACGUUUAAUAGGUAUCCUUAUGGUUUGGGGAAGAGUGGGUUGAAAAGGAGUGGAGAGAAAAUUCUAUCGCAAUUGGCUUCCCUAAAUACUGCCGAAACGUUGUGGGUGAGAUAGAUUUAUUUGU